This is a messenger RNA of Chlorocebus sabaeus (green monkey), 2080 nucleotides long. Its product is annotated as prostate-specific antigen. NCBI's taxonomy places the organism in Eukaryota, Metazoa, Chordata, Mammalia, Primates, Cercopithecidae. The record is from RefSeq and is a predicted model, not a curated record. Gene Ontology annotation, biological process: regulation of systemic arterial blood pressure; zymogen activation. Gene Ontology annotation, molecular function: serine-type endopeptidase activity. Gene Ontology annotation, cellular component: secretory granule.
GCUUGUGUGUGUGUGGGUAUGAGGAGGCCCCUCUCACUCCAUUCCUUCUCCAGGACAUCCCUCCACUCUUGGGAGACACGGAGAAGGGCUAGUUCCAGCUGGAGCUUGGAUGGGCAAUUGAGGGAGGAGGAAGGAGAAGGGGGAAGGAGAACAGGGUUUGGGGGAAAGGACCCUGGGGAGGGAAGCGGCGGGGAAUACAGCAUCGGGCCUGCAGGCGAGGCUACCUACCCACUUGGAAACCGACGCCAAAGCAGCAGAGCCACUCUGAGGCCUCCCCUCCCCGGCGGUGCCCACUCAGCUCCAGUCUCUCUCCUUUUCUCUCCCACACUCUAUCACCUCUGACUUCCUCUCUACUUAUUUCUCAUUCUUCCUUGACUUCCUGGUUCCCUUUCUCAUUUGUCUGUUUCUCACUUUCUGCCUGGUUUUGUUCUCGCUCUUUCUCUGGCCCAUGUCUGUUUCUCUAUGUUUCUCUCUUUUCUUUCUCAUCCUGUAUGCUUUUGGCUCACCUAGUUUCUCACUGUUCUCCCCUCUGCCCUUUCAUUCUCUCUGUCCUUUUACACUCUGUCUCUUUCCCUUGGUUUCUCUGUUUCCGUAUCUAUCUUUCACCCUGUCAGACUGCUGUUUCCCAACUCAUUGUCUGUAUUUUUGGCCCUCACUGUGUCUUCCCCAACCCCGUGUUUUUCUCGCAGUUUCUUUCUCUCUUUUGGAGCCUCCCCCUUGCUCCUCUGUCCCGUCUCUCUUGCCCCAUCAUCCUCACUCCUCAUUCCUGCAUUUGCUUCCUCCCCAGCAACAGCGUGAUCUUGCUGGGUCGGCACAACCUGUUUUAUCCUGAAGACACGGGCCAGGUGUUUCAGGUCAGCCACAGCUUCCCACACCCGCUCUACAACAUGAGCCUCCUGAAGAAUCGAUACCUCGGGCCAGGUGAUGACUCCAGCCACGACCUCAUGCUGCUCCGCCUGUCAGAGCCGGCCGAGAUCACAGAUGCUGUGCAGGUCGUGGACCUGCCCACCUGGGAGCCAGCACUGGGGACCACAUGCUACGCCUCAGGCUGGGGCAGCAUCGAACCGGAGGAACGUAUGCCAGGGCCAGAUGACUUGACUGCCAGGAAACUUCAGUGUGUGGACCUCCAUAUUAUUUCCAAUGAUGUGUGUGCGCAAGUUCACUAUCAGAAGGUGACCAAGUUCAUGCUGUGUGCUGGAAGCUGGAGGGGCGGCAAAAGCACCUGCUCAGGUGAUUCUGGGGGCCCACUGAUCUGUGAUGGUGUGCUUCAAGGUAUCACGUCAUGGGGCAGUCAACCAUGUGCCCUGCCCCAAAAGCCUGCCCUGUACACCAAGGUGGUGCGUUACCGGAAGUGGAUCCAGGACACCAUCAUGGCAAACCCCUGAGCACCCCAUCAACUCCCUACUUGUAACGAAAAAAAAAAAUCCACCUCAAGUUCUGGCAUCACUUGGCUAUUCUAGACACCAGGCACUUGGAACCUUGGAAAUGACCGGGCCAAGGCUCAAGCCUCCCCAGUUCUAUUGACCUUUGUCCUCAGGUGUGGGGUCCAGGGUUGCUAGGAAAAGAAAUCAGCAGACACAGGUGUAGACCAGAGUGUUUCUUAAAUGGGUGUAAUUUUGUCCUCUCCGUGUCCUGGGGGACACUGGCCAUGCCUGGAGAUAUCUCACUCAGUUUCUUUGAGGACCCAGAUAGGAUGGGGUGUCUGUGUUGUUUGUGGGAUACAGAGAUGAAGGAGGGGUGGGGUCCACACUGAGAGAGUAGACAGUGACACGUGCUGGAUGCUGUCCAUGAAGCACUGAGCAGAAGCUGGAGGCUCAACGCACCAGACACUCACAGCAAGGAUGGAGCUGAAAACAUAAUCCACUCUGUCUUGGAGGCACUGGGAAGCCUAGAGAAGGCUGUGAACCGAGGAGGGGGAGGGUCUUCCUGUGGCAUGGGAUGGGGAUGAAGUAAGGAGAGGGACUGGACCCCCUGGAAGCUGAUUCACCAUGGGGAGAGGUGUGUCGAGGUCCCCCAGACAACACUCAGAUUUGAUGAUUUCCUAGUAGAACUCACAGAAAUAAAGAGCUGUUAUACUGUG